Molecule: messenger RNA, 2444 nt
Organism: Diaporthe batatas
Lineage: Eukaryota; Fungi; Ascomycota; Sordariomycetes; Diaporthales; Diaporthaceae
Exons: 3
Coding region: 986-1564 (192 amino acids)
Biological process (GO): sphingoid catabolic process
Cellular component (GO): endoplasmic reticulum
Source: RefSeq, a predicted model, not a curated record
CACAAAUUGAGGCUCAAAGGAGACUGUGCUUGGCAGCUCCAAUUCAACGGUGGGUUGAAGAGACAUGAGGGUGAAAAUGGACUUACCUGGUGAGAACAGAGUUCUAAAAACACUUAUUGUUCACACAGACCUAGGUACCUAGGCACUUGUUCACACACUGUGUGUCUAGCUGUGAGGCACUGGAUUUCAGUGACUUGAAUAUGAUUCAUGCAGUGCUGUACUGCAAGUUGUAGGGUCUUCCUCCUGUAUAGUGAAUGUUCAUAUGUACUCCUCUUACAUUGCCAUGAGGGCUGUUGGGUGUGCUUGUGCAAUAAGAGGUACAAUGUGUGGGCGUAAAGAGAGCUGGAUUUGAGUUGGUGUCUAGGCUUGCAUCCCGAUGUUUGCUGCUGAGCCUUGGCACGCUGGCCGAGGUCAAACUGUCGAGCUGGCCCGGCCUGACAGUAAAUUGGUAACGGUCUUCACCUGCUUGGGAGGAAGCACCCGAGGUCCCCCAUCAAACAAGCUUGGUACGGCAGCAUGGAGUAUGGCUGAGUGCAGACAUGACAAGGGAAGGGACCCACCCAUCGUGGAGGUGAGAAGCUGACAAGGGGUCCGCGGGUCUCCUGGCCAGUGCGUGCUCCCGCUCCAGAAAACCAGGCAUGUGGACCUGUCCCGCCAGCGACGGCCGCGGACGGCUCCCCUCCCCCGAGGCACCCUUCCAACAGUCCAACCGUCCAACUCAUCAUCAGGAGACGUCAGACCAUUCCCUCACAGUAGGAGCAAACUUUCCCUUCCUGCCUGCCCAACAGAAUCCCGAUGCGAGAUCAUCCCCACCCGUCCGUAUAAGAAGUGGAUGCCACCCCCCCAAACCUCGACACUCUUGCGCUUGGCCUUCUCGAUUCCGUUCCCGGACCCUCCCGCACUCUCCGACGCCUCCACGUCUUCCCCAACCAUCCCCAAUCACUGACCUCGAACUCCGUCCUCGCCAACGACGCCGGCAUUCAACAUGUCUCUCGACCUGGAACGACACCUAGUCUUUUACGGCUCCUACCACAAUAAUGUGGUCAACAUCGGAAUACACAUGGUCUGCGUGCCAAUCAUCCUGAUGACGAGCUUCCUACUGGCCGCGAACUCCGGCGUCCUCAUCCCGCUCCCGCCGGCCCUCACGCUCGAAUACCUCCCCCUGAACAUGUGCACGAUCGGGGGCAUCAUCUGGGGCGGCUUCUACGUCCUCAUGGAGCCCGUCGCAGGCAGCCUGCUCUGCGCCAUCUGCCUGGGGAUGGCCGCCGCCGACAACUAUUUCUACUCGGUCGACGCGAAGACGUCCACGACGAUAGCGGGGGCCAUAUUCGCCGUCGCGUGGAUCCUGCAGUUUGUCGGCCACGGCAAGUUUGAGGGCCGCGCCCCGGCGCUGCUCGACAACCUGAUGCAGGCCCUGCUCCUGGCGCCGCUGUUUGUCUGGCUGGAGCUGCUGUUCUUCUUUGGCUACCGGAAGGAGCUCAAGGACCGCGUGGACAAGCAGGUCGAGAAGAACAUCGCCAAGUUCAAGGCGGAGCGCCAAGGGAAGAACGGCAAGGCGCAAUAGGCAAUCCGACCGAUACGCGGAACUCCAUCGUUGUUCUAGAUGUGAUAGCACGGUCCCACGACAAACGGCGGCCUUAAGCCAUCACGCCGAGUGAUUAUGGGGACAUGAUACCUAAUCAACAUAAGAUACCGGAGAAUAAUGACCAGGAUGUGGCCCGGUCCAUGGUUGCACGGCCCAGAUCACAAUUGUCUCAGGCGGAUCGGUGCUCCGCUUUCCCAGCCAACCUUACCGUUCACACUUUGGUGGGAGGCACCUCGGAAUAUUUGGCCCGGUUCAAGAGGAAGCAAGGACCGCUUCGUUCAACAGCUGCCCUUCGAGCUCACAUGUCAGCGCUUACAUGUCAGCAUUCCAUCUCACAUCACUCGCCCAUGGCCAAGCACGCCGAUGGCCAAGGACGCCGAAUAUGGCUGGGCCCCGGUAUUUUCUGAAGUCUGAUUGGCUCAAUCGGAAACCGCUCGUACAUCAAAAUGCAGCUUUUCUUUGUUGAUUGCAUAGGGGAAAAGGAGGUGCACUCUUGACGCUCUAGGAUAUUUAGCACUAUGAGUUGCCCAGACUCUAGCAUUGUCCUCUUUUUGCUAGCUGCAUUUUCUGUGUGCCUGAUUAGGACUUGUUGUGCAGGAGGCAGUUCUGCCAACUGUGCAGCUAGAGCGCUUGGAGAACUCAUGUGUACAGUAUAGUUGUUAUUUAGAUUUCUGCUUGCUCUACCCUGCAGCCAGCCACAUGCCUUUGUAUAGACUUUGCCGAAUGCUGCAGCAGGUGACUAACAUCAAUAAUAUUCCUGUCGGUCACCUUGUCCCGACAGUAUUAUGACGAAGAGAGUGGAUCUUUUGAGCUCCAGUCCUUGAUAUGGGAUGCAAUAUGGGCUAAGGUAACAAAUGCC